AUGUUUGCCAACGCGCUACUCAGAACUUGGGUUUUCCCGGUGUUAAUUGUACCACGCGUCGUCGUCGGCACCGUUCCGACGGACUGCGUCACCAUCAAAAGCCACGCGACCGGAUCGUACCUCGAGUUGGACGACAGCUUCGAUGACCUUCGUACGCACGUAACCCUCGGUGGGGCGCUGGACCUGUGGAACGUUCUACCGGACGGGGAUGGCGAAGGAGGGUGGUUCCGGAUUCAGCACCUGGAACCGUACCAGGAUCUGUACGCGGCCAGCGAGCAGUACGAGUACAGUGAGGACUUGAGGCAGGUGUUUACCUGGGCAAAUGGAGCCACCGUUCGGCAGGGUCAUUGGGACAUUACGGAGUUGGAUGGUGAAAAGGUUGGAAAUGGACCGAAGAGGUUUCUCAUCCGGAACACGUACUACAACGAGUACCUGUGUGCGGCGCACGAGCGAGUUUUUACCUGGAGGACGCAUGCCGACAUCGAAGACAGCUCAUUUAUGUGGACAAUUCAAAGCUGUGACCAGGAAACGUUUCCUUAA
Molecule: messenger RNA, 540 nt
Organism: Culex pipiens pallens (northern house mosquito)
Lineage: Eukaryota; Metazoa; Arthropoda; Insecta; Diptera; Culicidae
Exons: 1
Coding region: 1-540 (179 amino acids)
Source: RefSeq, a predicted model, not a curated record